This is a messenger RNA of Cervus elaphus (red deer), 3553 nucleotides long. RefSeq names its product tight junction associated protein 1 (gene TJAP1). NCBI's taxonomy places the organism in Eukaryota, Metazoa, Chordata, Mammalia, Artiodactyla, Cervidae. The record is from RefSeq and is a predicted model, not a curated record. Bases 1172 to 2887 code for a protein of 571 amino acids. Gene Ontology annotation, biological process: Golgi organization. Gene Ontology annotation, cellular component: trans-Golgi network. The transcript has 11 exons.
GCUAACCCACCCUGAAGGUGCCUGCAGCCACGCCUCCCUCCUCCCUUCCUGCCCCUGGCCUCCGCCCCUUUGCUUACACCAUGCCGCCGCCUCCGCUCACUCGUCCUUGCUGCUGGGUUCCCUAGGUGGGGCUGUGCACAGGCACCUGCCCCCCUGCCAGCCGGCUGCUGGACUCUGCCCCUCUUCCUCCCCUCAGUCAGUACUGUGUCUCUCAGUUCUCCCUUAAAACAGAACAGCAUGUCUCUUUAAUCUGCUUUUAGCACCGUGGAGUUUGAGAACAUCCCUGUUACCAUGCUAUUGGUUUCAUGCCUCAUAGAGACAGAUGGAGGGAGAGUAGGAAGGGAAUUUUCUGCUAGACUGGAGAGUUUCCUCCCUUUAUCAAAAGGGGAAGAUGAUGGACAGUCCCUUGGCAGUCCAGUGGUUAGGAUUCAGUGCUUUCACUGCCGAGGGCCCAGGUUCAGUCCCUGGUCAGGGAACUAAGGUCCCUCAUGGGCAUGGCCAGAAGAAAAAAGGAGAAAGUGAUGUCCCCAUUAUUCUCAUCCCACGAUAAGGUUUGAAACUGCAGGUUCUUCUUGGGGACCGGGAGGUUGAGGAAAACCUUGGCCUGGCUGUGAGAAAUGGCCUGAGCAGAGGAGUGAAGCUAUGUCUGAAAGCUGGAGCCCAGAACCGGAUACCCAUCUGAGAUGUCGCUCCCGUUGGCGACCGUUGCUCUGGGAGGUGGAGUGGGAGGAGUCAGUCCCCCCACUGCCUUCCAUGUCUGGAGCUUCAGGUGGACUUUAACCGAAAAGAGCUGGGAAGGGCGUUUUAGCCAGAGGGGGCAGGACCUGGCUUUGGACUCCACAGUGGGCCUGAGAGAGGCAUUGGCCUCCGCUUGCCAUGGAGAAGCUCCCAAGCUCCCUCCUCCCUCCAGGCUUGGAAAGGAGAAGGGGGGUCCAGAGGUUGCAGGAAGGCUGACUACGCGGGGCUCCCUGGUGGUCUGCAGAGAGCAUGGCUGUCGUACAAACCCAGCCUGAGAUGAGGUAGCCCAUGUCCUGAGUCCUCUGCUUCCAGUUCCUUGAAGCUCAGUUUCAGGAGCUGUUGGCCAGAGGAAGUGGCCGGGCCGUGGGAUGCGGAGAGCCGCAGGCUGACUCCCGGACAGUGGAACAGAGAGUGCUGCCGACAGACGGACGGUAUGUUCAUGCAGGUUGAAGAGCUCUCGCCUGCCAGAAUGACCAGUGCGGCCCCUGCUAAGAAGCCCUACCGUAAGGCACCACCCGAGCAUCGUGAGCUGCGUCUGGAAAGUCCUGGCUCCCGGCUCGAGCAGGAGGAGCCGCUUACUGACGCGGAGAGGAUGAAGCUUUUGCAGCAGGAAAAUGAGGAGCUCCGACGGCGCCUGGCCUCGGCCACCAGGCGCACUGAGGCUCUGGAGCGCGAGCUGGAGAUCGGGCAGGACUGCCUGGAGCUGGAGUUGGGCCAGAGCCGGGAGGAGCUGGACAAGUUUAAGGACAAGUUCCGCAGGCUGCAGAACAGCUACACGGCUUCCCAGAGGACCAACCAGGAGCUGGAGGACAAGCUGCACACGCUGGCCUCUCUUAGCCACAGCUGGAUUUUUGCAAUUAAGAAGGCUGAGAUGGACAGGAAGACGCUGGACUGGGAGAUUGUGGAGCUGACCAACAAGCUGCUGGAUGCCAGGAACACCAUCAACAAGCUGGAGGAGCUCAAUGAGCGGUACCGGCUGGACUGCAACCUGGCCGUGCAGCUGCUCAAGUGCAACAAGUCCCACUUCCGUAACCACAAGUUUGCUGAUCUGCCCUGUGAGCUGCAGGACAUGGUUCGGAAACACCUGCACAGUGGUCAGGAGGCCGCCAGCCCGGGGCCUGCCCCCGGCUUGGCCCCUGGGGCUGUGGUGCCCACCUCGGUCAUUGCCCGUGUGCUGGAGAAGCCAGAGUCUCUCCUGCUCAAUUCGGCCCAGUCAGGCAGCACCGGGCACCCCUUGGCUGAGGAUGUCUUCGUGCAUGUGGAUAUGAGUGGGGGUGACCCGGGUGACUCAGCUAUCCCCCCAGCCCCAAGCAGCCCCAGCCCCCAACCCAAUGGGGAGUGCCACUCCCUGGGCACUGUGGGGGGCUCCCCGGAGGAGGAGCUGCCCCUGCCGGCUUUUGAGAAGCUGAGCCCCUACCCAGCCCCAUCUCCGCCACACCCACUGUAUCCUGGCCGCAGGGUGAUUGAGUUCUCUGAGGAUAAGGUGCGGAUCCCCCGCAACAGCCCCCUGCCCAACUGCACGUAUGCCACCCGCCAGGCCAUCUCCUUGAGCCUGGUGGAGGAGGGCAGUGAGAGGGCCCGCCCCAGCCCGGCGCCUAGCAGCCCUGCCUCGGCCCAGGUCUCUCCCCAGCACCAGCCCCACCCCGCCCCGCCGGCGCUCAGUGCCCCGGCCAGCUCUGCCAGCUCCGAGGAGGACCUGCUGGCCAGCUGGCAGCGGGCGUUUGUGGACCGCGCUCCGCCCCCGGCCGCUGUGGCCCAGCGCACAGCCUUCGGCCGGGAUGCACUCCCUGAGCUGCAGCGCCACUUCACCCUUGGGCCCGCUGGCGGCGACGAGGAGGUGCAGGCACCGUCGUCCCCACCUGGUGAAAGCGGGCUGCUGCUGCCGCUGGAAGCUGACCCUGGCUCUCCCAGGGAGGAGGACGAGGAAGAGCUGAAUCUGCCCAUCAGCCCGGAGGAGGAGCGCCAGAGCCUGCUGCCCAGUGAUGCUGGCACGGAGGAGGGGCCCGGCACGCCUCGCGCUGAGGGCAGGGUGUGGGCACUGCCCAGCUCCAGCCGCCCCCAGCGCAGCCCCAAGAGGAUGGGAGUGCACCACCUGCACCGCAAGGACAGCCUGACGCAGGCCCAGGAGCAGGGCACCGUGCUGCACUAGGGCCCGGCUCGCCUUCCUGCCGCUGCUGCACGGGGACUGCAGGGCGCUCCUGCACUUGCAGCUCAGGGUCUCCGCCCAGCCCAGGCCCUUGACCUCUGCUCCCUGCGCGAACAGGGUCAGGCCACACCAGGCCUUUCAGCUGCAUUGACUAACUGGUAUCAGCUGGCCUCGUGCCCUCCUGGAAUAUUUAUUCUCCAAUGGUAACGUGCAGCUGGGGCUCAUGACCUUUCUUCCAGUCAGCCCAAAUCGGUCUGUUCUGGGGAGCUGAGGCGUUUAUUACAUCAGUGUUUAUCCUCCUUCCUCCUUUCAUAGCCACCCAUUUUUUUUUUCCCCCAGAGUGUAGGGGGUCAUUGGGAUUAUUAACCUCUAAGUUCUAGUUUUUGACCAGCUUCCCUCUCCUUCAGUCCCCUGCACGAGCUGUUGCCUUCACAGGGUCUAGCACAGCAGGCCCUCGGGGUGCGGGAGAGGGCUGACUCAGGGCUCCUCAGCUGUUUCCUCCUCCUUCUGGGAGGGAGUAGAGGGUGGGAUCCAGGGGCCUUAAACUGGGCUCUAGGUGAAGCCUGGCCCCACUCCCAACCUUGGCUCUAGACUGUUACUCCCAGCACUGGGAAAUUUUCACAUCGGUAACUAUUUUAAAAUUAAAUAAAACUAUUUUACUGGAAUGGC